This is a messenger RNA of Gekko japonicus, 2490 nucleotides long. It is a transcript of the gene TMEM223, whose product is annotated as transmembrane protein 223. NCBI's taxonomy places the organism in Eukaryota, Metazoa, Chordata, Lepidosauria, Squamata, Gekkonidae. Gene Ontology annotation, cellular component: mitochondrion. The transcript has 2 exons. Gene Ontology annotation, biological process: nervous system development. Bases 1 to 777 code for a protein of 258 amino acids. The record is from RefSeq and is a predicted model, not a curated record.
AUGUCGCGUUGCACGUGGGGAAGUGGGGUGCGGAUUUGGGGCUCGGUGAGCGGGAGGUCCCGGAGGUUGGGGCUCCUUUGGAGCUGGUGCUCGCGGGGAGCGCCCUGCCUUGUGCGCUCUUGGAGCUGCCUGGGCGCAGGGAACAGAAGCCGCGCGGAGAAGACCCCGUGGCGAUGGGGCGCAGCCCGCGGGGUGCAAAGCUCGUUCCCGCUGGAUGCCCGUGUGCCCCAGGACGUCCUGCUCUUCCAGCAUGACCGCGUCCGCUUUUUCCGCCUUCUCGGCCUUUUUUGUGCCGCCCAGGUCCUGUUCUGGACCUAUUUGGCACACUUCGCUUUCCAUUCCCUGCGCGUCACCGGCUCCAAGCGGCCGGAUUCGGAUUCGCAGCAGGGGGAGCAGCCUUUGCCGACCCUGCCGGGCGGAGCCACACUCAACCUCGGCUCUAACAAGUGGCGCUAUGGUUUCACCGCCUCUUGCCUGACCGUGGGUUCUCUGAUCUUGGUGGGAGGCUUCGCUUUUUCUCGUCGCUCCAUAAGCCGAGUCAUACUGCACCGUGGCGGGCAGGAAGUGUCUCUCACCACCUAUUAUCUCUUUGGGCUGACCUCCUCCUUCACCGUACCCCUGCGCCAUAUCUCCUGCAUGUCCCAUCGUUCCGAGGUGCCGGCCAUGAUCCCCCUCAAGGUCAAGGGGAGGCCCUUCUAUUUCCUCUUGGACAAGCAAGGAAGGAUCACCAAUGCCAAGCUUUUUGAUAUCACGGUGGGCGCCUAUCGAAAACUGUGAGGCCAAAAUGUACAGUUACAGAAGAAGAGGGGGCAAGAGAGCCCUUCCUUCUGCACUGGGCUGCCGCAGAGAUGAAGAACGACGGAUGAGUUACAGUCCGUCCCUGAUUUAUGUAUUAAGUCCAUUCUGUGGGGGGACUGGGGGAUCUCCCGGCAGUGUCUUCAGAGCAGCUGUUCAAUCGUUCCUCCAUCCCGAACAAACAGACAUAGAUUUAUGGGGAGUCUGGGACCUGAGCUAGUCAGGAAUCGUUGAAAUUGUACUCUGGUUGACCACUUUGCAAACUAAAAAUGCAGAAAACGCUUAUAGAUUUGUUAGUUUCUUUCCCACACAAGAGUCUGUCUGUCUCUCUCUCUCUCUCUCAGACAUAUCUUUCUGCCCUUUGGGAUCAUGUGUGUUUAGGCCCUGCUGGCAGAAAUCUUAUGACGACUGCACAAUUAAUUUGAGGGGGAAACAGACCCCUUUUCCAGGCGAUUCAAGAGCCCAAUUUUUCUCACAUUUGGGUUGCCCUACUUAUUUCUCAAAGUAUUCCUGUGCCUUAACACCAUGGGGUAGAAGCUCACUGUAUUUCCAUACAGGAAAUGUUUUUAUCUGUGGGUUUUCUACAGCUGCUUAAAAGCACAGGAGCCUGGGAGGAGGAAAUAGUGGCCACUUAAGUUCCUCUGCUCUUUCUGUGCUGCCCCUUUGGCUUUCAGGCCUCUCAGAAGCCUCCGUAGAUUCCCUUGUAACUGCUGUUGCCAUGGAAAUUUCCACUCGGGACAGGAGAACGGGGAGAUAGGGAGAUCUUUGCGAUGGGGCUUGGGGGAAGGAGGCCCGAAAGAGAGCCGGAGGGGGGAGCCAUGGUAAGUUGGUACUGUGCUGCUCACCAAUUUUGGGAGGGGAGAGCUGGGGAGACCAUGGCAGCCACCCCUUGUGAUAAUUUCUAACUGGCACUCGGAUUCGAUCCUUCUAGGAAUCCCCGUUUUCUGUCUUUUCAGUCCUCUUCUCCCCCAGCCCCAAUCCCAGAAGAACAGCACUCUGUAUAUGUUCAGAGGACAGUCACUUUUCUCUGCCCCCCAUCACUUAGUCAAACAGCUUGUCUUAUGAAUAGGGUUGCCAGCGUCCAGGUGACAGAGAUCAGUUCCUUUGGAGGAAAUGGCAGUUACGGAGGGGGGCCUCUGGGGAAUUAUACCCUGGUGGGGUCCCUCUCCUCCACAAACCCCACCUUCCCCAGGUUCCAUCCCUAAAUCUCCAGGAAUUUCCCAAUCUUGAGUUGGCAACUCUGUUUAUGAAAUACAUGGGUAGAAUACACGCUUAGUCUUUAUUUGUACAGAGACACACCUUACCUUGCAACCAAGCAAUCCUCCAGGCAACCUAACAGCAGUCAGUGACGUACAAGGCACCCCGCCAAGCCCCAACGAGCCGUGACCUGGUGACCAGUAGCAAAGCCCAGGUUACUCUUGCUUCAGGAUCCUGCCAUGCACACAGAAGGUUCAAUCUCCAGGAGAAAAGGAUGUCAGAUAGUAGCAGGUGUUAGGAAAGACUUUCUCUGUCCCCAAGAUGCUGGAGAGCGGUUGCCAGUGAGAAAUACAGAACUAGACGGACCAAACGUCUGACUCGGUUUAAGGCCGCUUCACACGUUCUGUGGUUAGAGUGUUUGGUUAGAAGAGGGAUCCCCCAACCUUUUUGAGCGCAUGGGCACUUUUCGAAUUUUGACACAGUGUGGUGGGCGCAACC